AUGAGGUUCGCAGUCGCAUCUAUUAUUCUUUCUGCUAUCAAGUUAGUGGUUGCACAGGCCCCAUCGAGUCCUGCUUCUUACUUCAAACAAACAACUGCUAACCGACGCGACAGGUUAGACAGACGGCUCCUCUCCCUCUCUCUGCCCAGCUCUAACCUCUCUCUUUCUUCCUUUCCUUUUCUUUCUUUUAUUCAUUCUUCUCCCUUUCUUUCUUUUUUCUAUUUUCCCUCCUUUAUAUCUUUUAUUCUCUCUUUUUGUUCUUUCUUUCUUUUAUUUCCACUUCCUUAUUCUUUUCUUUUAGUCUCUCUUCUCUCAUUUCAUACUUUUCUUUUUUCUUUUAUUCACUUACUCUCCUUUUCUUCUUUUAUUCUCUCCCUCUAUUUCUUUCUUUCUUUCUUUCUUUCUUUCUUUUUAUUUUUCUUGCUUUUAUUCACCUCUUCCCUUCAUUCUUUCUUUCUUUUACUUUUCCUUCUAUUUUCUUUCUUUCUCUCUUUAUUUUUAUCUUUCUUUCUUUCUUUCUUUCUUUCUUUCUUUCUUUCUUUCUUUCUUUCUCUCUUUCUUUCUUUCUUUCUCUCUUUCUCUCUUUCUCUCUUUCUUUCUUUCUCUCUUUCUUUCUUUCUUUCUUUCUUUCUUUCCUUCCUUCCUUCUUUCUUUCUUUCUUGCUUUCUUCAGUCAUUUCUUUUUUACUUUUCUUGCUUUUAUUCACCUCUUCCCUUCUUUCUUUCUUUCUUUUUUCUUUCUUUCUUUCUUUCUUUCUUUCUUAACUUUUUCUUUUUACUUGUAAUUCGAGCCCCUUCUUUCUUUCUUUCUUUCUUUCUUUCUUUCUUUCUUUCUUUCUUCACCCCUUCUUUCUUUCUUUCUUUCUUUCUUUCUUUCUUUCUUUCUUUCUUUCUUUCUUUCUUUGCUUUUUUAUUUGCUUUCUGCUGCUUUGCUUGCUUAUCUAUCUAUCUAUCUAUCUAUCUAUCUAUCUAUCUAUCUAUCUAUCUAUCCCAAUAUUUUCAUUAUCUAUCUAUAUUUCUAUCUAUCUAUCCCAAUAUUUUCACUAUCUAUCUAUCUAUCUAUCUAUCUAUCUAUCUAUCUAUCCCAAUAUUUCUUAUCUAUCUAUCUUUCUAUCUAUCCCAAUAUUUUCAUGUCUAUCAUUUAUCUAUCUAUCUAUCUAUCUAUCUAUCUAUCUAUCUAUCCCAAUAUUUUCUAUCCAUCAAUCUAUUUUCUAUCUAUUCAUCUAUCUAUCUAUCUAUCUAUCUAUCUAUCUAUAUAUUUCACAUCUAUCAUAUCUAUCUAUCCCAAUAUUUUCACUAUCUAUCUAUCUAUCUAUCUAUCUAUCUCUAUCUAUCUAUCUAUCUAUCUAUCUAUCCCAAUAUUUUCACUAUCUAUCUAUCUAUCUAUCUAUCUAUCUAUCUAUCUAUCUAUCUAUCUAUCUAUCUAUCUAUCUAUAUUUUCAUAUCUUUAUCUAUCUAUCUCAAUAUUUUCAUUAUCUAUCUAUCUAUCUAUCUAUCUAUCUAUCUAUCUAUCUAUCUAUCUAUCUAUCUCCUUUUCCAAGUCUGCGAGUGCACCAAGUGCCAAUUCUUCAACUCCUUCCAUUUUUGUCUUAAUCCCUCCAACCACAAAAGCGCAAUUCACUUCCUUCCCCGGGCGAUUCGAUUGGCUCCUUCACAUUGUUUCAUUCUUUCUUUGACAUACCUUCCUGAAUUUCCUUGUUUUUUUCUUUGUCUUUUACACUUCUUUCUGCUCCUUUCUUUCUUUCUUUCUUUCUUUCUUUCUUUCUUUCUUUCUUUCUUUCUUUCUUUCUACUUCUUCCCGCACUUUUCUUUCUUUCUUUCUUUCUUUCUUUCUUUCUUUCUUUCUUCUUCUUCCCGCACUUUUCUUUCUUUCUUUCUUUCUUUCUUUCUUUCUUUCUUUCUUUCUUUCUUUCUUUCUUUCUUUCUUUCUUUCUUCCCGCACUUUUCUUUCUUUCUUUCUUUCUUUCUUUCUUUCUUUCUUUCUUUCUUUCUUUCUUUCUUUCUUUCUUCUACUCAGUCAUUUUGUUUGUUUCAUUCUUUCUUUGACAUGCCUUCCUGA
Messenger RNA from Acanthosepion pharaonis, 2058 nucleotides. The record is from the annotation of a GenBank genome assembly. Lineage: Eukaryota; Metazoa; Mollusca; Cephalopoda; Sepiida; Sepiidae.